GCCAGGGAGAUUAAAGUUGUAAACACUCAAAUAAACCAAACAGCAGUCAGUAAGCAAGAUCAAGAAGAAUAUGAAAGGGCCCUCGCCGAAGAUCGUACGGCCUUCAUGUACGACGAGGUGUAUGAUAGCAUGAAGGCAGCUGAGAAAAGGGAAUUGUCACUUACACAUAACGUUGAACAAGAGAGGGAAAAGGCAAACAGAGAAUUGAAAGAUAUACUGUUAGCUGCUUCACGUAGACAGCGAGAAUUCUUGCGAAUACAAGAGCGCAAAGCCCAGCGAGAAUUAGAGGCUGAAGGCGAAGAACUUCGAACGACAGAGAGAUUCAUUACCUCUGCGUACCAGGCUCAACUUGAAGAAUUAAAACAAUUAGAAGAGGAAGAGAAAAGACUAGAACAAAUGGACGCUCAGGGUCAGAGGAAUCUAACUCACUUUUACCGCGAUCUGCUUGAGCGACAUAGCUCCGUAAAGGAAGCGGCAAUUCGCGCCAGUCGGGAAACUCCCGCAUCAGCAAGCUCAAUCCCAGUUUCGGUAGAAUCCGAUGACACAGAAAAGACGGAUAGAGAACUGGCAGAACAGGCGCGCGCGGCUGGCAAACGCGUCGAUCUGAAUGAAGAUGAAGAGAUCAUCGAUAAACGGCAACUAUUAUCUGCCGGUUUAAAUGUUGGGACAAAGAGACCACUCUCGCAAUUACAAUCCAAUAGUAGUAAACCGGGAGGGUCAUUCUUUACUCGAACAAGUCGCGAAACGAACAGAACACUACAAGCAAGACAAGAGGAAGUGCGACGACGCGAGAAACAACAACAAGAACUGCAAAGACAAAUCCGUGAAAAGGAAAGAAAGGAAAGAGAAGAAGAGAAAACGAAAGAGGAAGAAUUAUUGAAAAAGUUUGCUAAAAAGAAUGAUGAGAAAGCUGUUUCUGACGCCAGGGCUAGAUAUCUGGCUAGAAAAAAUAAAGGAAAAGACUAA
Molecule: messenger RNA, 966 nt
Organism: Paraglomus occultum
Lineage: Eukaryota; Fungi; Glomeromycota; Glomeromycetes; Paraglomerales; Paraglomeraceae
Source: the annotation of a GenBank genome assembly